AUGAGUUCGCUUUCGGCUGCAAAUGGAAGCCAUACACUUGGUGAUGAGUUUACACAGGACGUUGUCAACUCGAUGGGCCCAAAGACCGACCCUCGAUUAAGAGAGGUCAUGGGCUCGUUCAUCAAACAUAUCCACGAUUUUGCAAGAGAAGUCCAGCUCACAACGGACGAGUGGAUGCUAGGUGUAUCAAUGAUCAACCAGGCUGGCCAGAUGAGUGAUGCGAAGAGAAACGAGGGACAGUUACUAUGUGACGUGAUCGGUCUCGAGUCACUUGUAGAUGAUAUUACGUACCAGGCGGCAGUGAAAAGCGCAGGAUCAGCCACUGCAUCAGCCAUCCUUGGACCCUUCUGGAGGCAUGAUACACCAACUCGACCAAAUGGAAGCACAAUCAGCUUCAACACACCAAAAGACGCUCAGGUCGCUUUCCUGUAUGGCCAAGUUACAUGCGCCUCAACUGGCAAACCCCUAGCCAAUGCGACCGUGGAAGCAUGGCAAGCAUCAACGAAUGGACUUUAUGAACAACAAGAUGAUGACCAAGUGGAGCACAACCUGCGUGGAAAAUUUGUGACAGAUGCGGAGGGCAAGUUUUCAUUCUACUGCUUGCGGCCCACUCCGUACCCGGUUCCGGAGGAUGGUCCAGCCGGAAAACUUCUAAGACUUAUGGAUCGCCACGUCUACAGACCCGCACAUAUACACCUUAUUUCACAAGCUCCAGGCUUCAAGCCGAUCACAACACAAAUUUUUGACAGCAAGUCCCAGUACUUAGAUAAUGACUCUGUCUUUGCUGUCAAGGACGGUCUGACCGUAGAUUUCAUUCCACGGAAGGGCGAUUCUGAGGCGGAGUGGGAGCUAAAGUACGACCUCAGCUUGGCACCUGUGUCUUCGUGA
Messenger RNA from Truncatella angustata, 888 nucleotides. Its product is annotated as Intradiol ring-cleavage dioxygenase. NCBI's taxonomy places the organism in Eukaryota, Fungi, Ascomycota, Sordariomycetes, Amphisphaeriales, Sporocadaceae. The transcript is spliced from 5 exons. Gene Ontology annotation, molecular function: ferric iron binding; catechol 1,2-dioxygenase activity. The record is from RefSeq and is a predicted model, not a curated record. The coding region runs from base 1 to 888 and encodes 295 amino acids. Gene Ontology annotation, biological process: catechol-containing compound metabolic process.